AUGGCGCCUCCCAAGUGGACAACAAAAGAACAAGAGGAAUGGCUCCAACCGUGGUAUGAAAAGUACUCAGGAAAGCAGGGUGAGAAGUGCAGGAACUUCAACAACUUUUUUGCGGACCUGAAUGAACAAUGGUUUGACGUAUUCCCGGAGCCUCGCCCCAACAACUGUACAACAGUUGGACCGUUGACAAAAGAAGAAUGGGAUGAGGCAAUUGACGCACACAAAAAUGCGAAGGCGAAGGCGAAGGCUACCGAUGCCUUUGAUGCUGUGGUUCGAAGGACAACAGAGUGUGAAAAGCCGACUCGCACACUUCAAGAACAUGAGGCUUACUCUAAACUCUACUAUGCCGACCGCAUCCAACAGUCAGUUCGAGAAACGCUGAAAUUGGCAGAAGAGCAACAGCCACUCACCAACGGCCGGCGUGUAGCCCUUCUAAAAAAGGAGACAGCUACUCUCUAUGCAGGCGAGUCUGAGGAGGUUAAGAGUAAAGUCAAAGAGUACAUCAUGGCUCAGAAGAACCAGCGCAUGCAAAACCAACCGGAGACUUGGAGUGUUGAAGAUCAAAAGCAGAACCUUACAAAGUUGGCUGCAGUUGCGAACCAGUUCCUUAAAGGCCUUGCAGACACCACUGGCCUGGUGUUUAGCCUUCUGGUGGGCGGCCCCUCGGCAGAGUUGGGAGGCCUGAUUGAUGCGUGGAGGUGA
This is a messenger RNA of Suillus fuscotomentosus, 702 nucleotides long. RefSeq lists its product as uncharacterized. The record is from RefSeq and is a predicted model, not a curated record. Lineage: Eukaryota; Fungi; Basidiomycota; Agaricomycetes; Boletales; Suillaceae. The transcript has 3 exons. Bases 1 to 702 code for a protein of 233 amino acids.